Molecule: messenger RNA, 1512 nt
Organism: Bursaphelenchus xylophilus (pine wood nematode)
Lineage: Eukaryota; Metazoa; Nematoda; Chromadorea; Rhabditida; Aphelenchoididae
Source: the annotation of a GenBank genome assembly
AUGUCUAAACUAAAGGUAAAAGUUAUAUCUCGGAAUCCGGACGAUUACCAGAGAGAAACCAAGAAUGAUAUUUACAAAGGCAGGUCCCUUUUCUUAUAUCAAUAAUUUGUUCUUUAGCUCCCCGUAAUUUCAACGCCCCGGAAGAUCCGUUCAGACAUCUAACAGAGUACACCAGAGCUCUGAAUGCCGCGAAAUUAGAUCGGGUGUUCGCAAAACCGUUUAUUUGCGCCCUGGACGGUCAUUCAGAAGGUGUUCAUAUUCUAUCCAAGCAUCCUACAAGAUUGUCAACUGUUCUCAGUGGUGCUCGUGAUGGUCAAGUAAAGAUUUGGCAUUUGAAUACAAAAAAAUGCCUGACGACCAUCCAAGCUCACACAGGUCCAAUUAACGGGCUUUCAGUGGACAGAGAUUCUGGUGAAACCUAUGUUACAGUUGGUCAAGAUGCGCAGCUAAAGCUUUGGUCGUUGCCUGAUGUAGUCGCGGGAGAUCUAAAUGAACCAUUGCAUUCAAUUCCCUUGGCUGAUGUUCCUCAAGCCGUUUCCCAUGUUGCGAAUUCUUCAGACUUUGUGACUUCUGGAGAUGGGAUUUGUGUUUGGAAAUUAUAUCGAGAUUCUCCGAUUAGAAAGUACGACAUGGGACCCAACAGUAUUCACAGUGUGACAUGCAAUCCCAUCGAAGAGAGUGUACUCGCUGGUUGUUCGACAGACCGAUCAAUAUUUUUAGUGGAUUCUAGACAAAAGGUUCCCUUAACUAGGGUUGUUUUGAAAUUGAGGAGCAACAAAAUAGCAUGGCAUCCACUGGAAGCGUACUCCUUCUUGGCAGCCAAUGAGGAUUACAAGUAAGCGAUUUGAAUACCUGGAAGAUUUUUCAGCGUAUAUGCCUUUGACAUGAGGUACCUGGAUUCAGCUAGGAUGGUUCAUCAAGGUCACACUUUGGCUGUUACAGAUGUAGAUUACAGUCCGACAGGUCAAGAAUUUGUUGCCGGAAGUUAUGAUCGUUCGCUGAGAAUGUUUAAUGUGGACAGAGUCAAGAGCCGGUAUGUUGGUCAUAACUUUCAAAUCCGCUUUUAGAGAAGUGUACCAUGCUCCGAGAAUGCAACACGUGGUCUCAGUGGCGUGGUCAUUAGAUAAUAAGUACGUUCUUUCUGGAAGCGACGAAUUUAAUAUCCGCCUCUGGAAAGCGUAUGCAUCUGAGAAAUUGGGCCCAGUAAGUAAACGUUGUUAUUAUGUUAUCUUCGUUUAGUUGCGACCACGAGAAAAGGCCGCCAUGGAAUAUAAUGACAAACUGAAAGAAGCGUAUCAACAUCACCCAGCUGUCGGCAGAAUCCUUAAGCACAGACAACUCCCCAAACCAAUUUACGCUGCUACAAAGGAGUUACGAAUCAUUCGGGAUUCACAUCGGCGAAAGAAAUUCAACCGGAUAUACAAGAGCAAAUCUGGGGAAGAGGACAUACCCAACAAAGUUGAGCCAAUCGUUCAGGUUGGAUUCGAGAACAAACCUUCAUCGCAUGAGUAA